AUUUAAUUGACAGCAUGAAGGUCGCAUGAUGGAAACAGGUGCAGGCGCAGGGUUGACACGUCUGCCAGGCCACACCGAGUGAAGCGUCACCAUGGUGGGCCAGGAGGGGGUGCGUUGCAGCGGUAAGAAGAUCGUAGGGCCUACGAAAGAAGCCCCGCUGCUUGAGUCAAGCAGUGGCAGGCUGGACAGUGGGGAGGCUCGCCUGCGAGAGCUGGGAUACAAGCAGGAGCUCAGGAGGGAAUGGGGUCCCAUUGCCAGCUUCUCUGGGAGCCUGGGAUUCAUGGCCUUCACUACUGGUAUCACAGGGACUUUCUCUAUUGCAUAUGAGGAUGGGGGGCCGGCGACGGCAGUGUGGGGGUGGAUAUCUGUUGCGCUAUGCAAUAUCUUCGUGGCGCUGUCAAUGGCUGAGAUUGUUAGCUCCUACCCCAUAUCCGGGGGGCCCUACUUCUGGUGCCUGGAGCUGACCAACAACGACCCAAAAUAUUUCAUUAUUGGGUGGAUAACAGGCUGGUUGAACGUGCUGGGCCAGUUCGCGACGACGGCGUUCGCCGGAUUCUUCUUAGCGCAGCACCUGGCCGCCAUGUGGCUGCUUAGUAAUGGGCAUGCGUUCUCGCCGGAGGAGAUCCUGCUCGCCUAUGCCAUUGUGCUGGUGGCGGGCGCGUGCGUGAGCUCGGUCCCCACGCGGUGGGCGAAAUAUCACGCCCUUUUCUCCGCAGCGUUCCUGCUGGCCGGGGGGACCAUGCUGAUCCUGGCCCUCCCCUUGGUGGCCCCCAGCCACCAGUCCGCGCGCACGGUGUUCCUGGACUUCCAGAUCGCUGACGUGGCGGCCAAUGGGCUGCCCAAUGUGGCCUACAUGUUCCUCAUCGGCACCAUCAUGCCCCAGGGGACCUUCAUCGGCUUUGAGCUGCCUGCACAAUUUGUUGAGGAGACAAAGAGAGCGGAUCGGGAUGCUGCUGGCCUCAUGACCGGAGAUGCCAACGGCUACCUAGUGGGUCAGAUCUUCAGCGAUGUCUUCAAGGCGAGAUAUGGCAGCAACAUCGGAGAUGCCAGCGCUCAUGGUGACAUGGCGGUGCGUGUGUUUGCAGGGGUGUGUUUUUUGGCGAUUCCACUGGUGACCACCUUCAACUCCACCACCCUGUCGCUCAGCUCCAAUGCCCGGAUGCUGUGGUCGUUCGCGCGGGAUCGCGGCGUUCCCAUGCACGGGGUCUGGUCAGCGCUGAACGUGCACACAGGAACUCCGGUGAACGCAGUGUGGGCCAUGGCGGCUCUGGCAUUCCUGCUGGGCCUGCCCAUGCUCUACUCACUGUCCGUCUUCAACGCUCUGGUGUCUAUCAGCUCCAUCGGCCUCUAUGUCAGCUACGGCAUCCCCAUUUUGGUGCGAGUCCUCAACCGCAGGAAUUUCCGGCCCGGGCCUUUUCAGCUGGGUGCGUGGCACCUGCCCAUCAACCUGGCAGCAGUAUCUUGGGUCGUCAUUUCAUCGACGGCGUUCAUCCUUCCCACGGUCUACCCCGUAAGCUAUGACAACCUCAACUGGACUUGUGUCACCGUGGGAGCGGUCAUCAUAGGAGUUUUGGUCGCCUGGUUUGUGCCAAGGUUUGGCGCACGCCACUGGUACCAUGGCAAAUCUCACACGCUGGAAUGCCGGCCCGAGGCGAGCUCGGAUGGGGACCUCAGCAGCUCGCGGCGUGGGCGCCGGGGAUUCAGGAGCGCACCCAAGCUGACGCUGAUGGAACUCAUUGAGGACUGGAAGAUUAAGGAGACAGAGGGAGCCGCCAUUGCAGUGCGCGGCGGCCCAGCAAAUGCCGAGCAGCUACCCGCUUCGAGAUCGCGGCCGCCAAGCUUGGAGCUGUCCCGCUUCCGGCAGCCGGAGGUCGUUUGGACCACUGAGAGCCCGACAGCCGUCCCUGGCGUUCCCUCCCGCACAACCAAAUCAGGCGUCUCCUCCCGCCCGGCAGCGGCAGGCAAACCUCCCGUGCGACCAAAUUAG
Coccomyxa subellipsoidea C-169 is the source of this 1987-nucleotide messenger RNA. RefSeq lists its product as hypothetical. Gene Ontology annotation, biological process: amino acid transport; transmembrane transport. Lineage: Eukaryota; Viridiplantae; Chlorophyta; Trebouxiophyceae; Coccomyxaceae. The coding region runs from base 92 to 1987 and encodes 631 amino acids. The record is from RefSeq and is a predicted model, not a curated record. Gene Ontology annotation, cellular component: membrane. Gene Ontology annotation, molecular function: transmembrane transporter activity. The transcript has 15 exons.